AUGUACGCUGUCAAGCCGUGGGGUCAUGUCGUCCUUGUCGGAAGCUGCGUCGGGACGUAUGCCAUGGGCAUUGGCAUGCGGUGGCGAGAAUCGAAUGUGACGAUCGUCGAACGGCGGCGAAGCCCGUCGUACGAGCGCGCAGAGAUGCGGCGCUGCGUGUUGACGGAUCAAACCGUGAAGCUGCUGACGGAUUUGGGGUGCACCGAGAGAAAACUGCUCUCGGUACUGCGUCCCGCUCGCGGGUGGCGCUUUCUAUCCUCUGACCUCACACCUCUUCGUGAGGGGUCAUCUUUUCCUGGCUGUGCGAUCGGCGAAUCGGCGUACCAGUGUACAGAGGGCGUCUUGCUGCGCACCCUUCGCACAGAGUUUCUGCGGUUUGGCGGCACCAUUGACUGGGAGACCGAGGCGCACAGCGCUGACGCCAACAACGACGGCAGUGACACCUGGUGCUUGCGCAAGGACUACGGUCUCAGCACUAACGUGGAGGCCAUCAUCACCAUGGCAAAGGGCACCCCCUUCGCCGAGAUGCUAGUUGCGCGAGACCCAAACAGAAUGGCAGUGCUCUUUGACGUGGAGCGUGGCGUGUACAGGCUCGAGCGCCGCGACACGAGCGUCUUGUUCGACCAGCAGUCCGAUGUGUCAAUUGUGGUGGGAAAUGGCAUCGCCUUGCACUGCUGGCGCAGCAGUACUGGCGAGUGCGCUUGGCGACUCGUCCGCAGCGCCACAACGCACUCGUCGCUCGAUGCAAGCCUGGAUGACAUGCAUGAGGUGCUGAAAACUAUGAUUCAAAAGUCGCAGCAGCGGAGCCGCUCUGUCUGCGCUCUACCAAGUACCACACCCGCCAUCAAGGACGAGGCUGUGCGCUUUCGUGUCGGGUUGUUAGGCGACGGCCUCCUUCCCAUAGACCCAUUUGAGUGGAGGGGGGACAACGCCCGGUGCAUGAUUGAGGAGGCUUCGGUGGUGUGCCGUCUUUUUUAUGGAAAGAAGUACCACCGUGGCGACGUCGCCUCUCUGCUACGUGGGGCAGAGCAGGACUCCAUCUCGAAGCGGGCUAAUCUCUUGCAGCGCGAUUUGCAGGACGCAGAGCACUUCCUCGCCGUUCAUCCUCUGCUGGAGCGCGAGCCAACAGCGCGGGCGAUGCGCCGCGUCGGCUCCUGA
Molecule: messenger RNA, 1158 nt
Organism: Leishmania mexicana MHOM/GT/2001/U1103
Lineage: Eukaryota; Euglenozoa; Kinetoplastea; Trypanosomatida; Trypanosomatidae
Exons: 1
Coding region: 1-1158 (385 amino acids)
Source: RefSeq, a predicted model, not a curated record